UUUCCCCAAUGCCUCUCUCAAACCUCCGAGUUCCCAACUCACUCAUUACUCACUCGGUCUCCCAUUUCCAUUGACGCCAACAAUUCAAACCCGCCAACUCUCUUCCUUAUUGGGUAUUGGAUUUCGAUUUCUUCCCCUUUCUUUCUCUUUUGAUUUCUUCUUCAUACUGGAAUUUGAUUUACUUGAGACAGCUAGGGAGAGGGGAUUUUUGUUCUAUUUCGGGAGAUGGGGACGGAGAAUCCCAUGAAUUUUACUUACAUGGGGCGAAGCUUUGAUGAUCUAAGCAACGGGGAUAGUUCUGGGGCUUUUAGCGACUGUAACAGUGAUAGAUCCGGGGAGUUUCCGACGGCGUCGUCGCAGAGUCGGCGGCUUUUGAUUGCUUGUGCUUCUGAUAACUCUGACGAACUAAUUCGGCAUCUGGUGUUGGACCUCGAGUCCUGUUCGAUUGAGGAGCAGAAGCAAGCCGCCAUGGAGAUCAGACUUCUCGCCAAGAAUAAACCGGAGAAUCGAUUGAAGAUCGCGAAAGCCGGUGCAGUGAGGCCGUUGAUUUCGUUGAUAUCGUGUACGGAUCCUCAGCUUCAAGAGUACGGCGUGACGGCGAUUUUGAAUCUAUCGCUGUGCGACGAGAAUAAGGAGUUGAUAGCGGCGUCUGGUGCGAUUAAGCCUUUGGUGAGAGCUCUCAUGUCCGGAACUUCUACGGCGAAGGAGAACGCAGCUUGUGCUUUGCUGCGGCUUUCGCAAAUGGAAGAGAACAAGAUAGCAAUCGGACGGUCAGGAGCGAUUCCGCUUCUGGUGAAUCUGUUGGAGAACGGCGGAUUUCGCGGAAAGAAGGACGCGUCGACGGCUCUGUAUUCGUUAUGUUCCGUUAAAGAGAACAAAAUCAGAGCGGUGAAAGCAGGAAUCAUGAGGCCGCUAGUGGAAUUAAUGGCGGAUUUUGGGUCAAACAUGGUGGAUAAGUCGGCGUUCGUGUUAAGUGUGUUGGUAUCGAUGCCGGAAGCCAGGACGGCCUUGGUAGAAGAAGGCGGAAUUCCGGUACUGGUGGAGUUAGUGGAAGACGGAACGCAGCGGCAAAAGGAAAUCGCGGCGGUGAUUUUGCUGCAGAUUUGCGAGGACAGUGUCCUUUACCGUACAAUGGUGGCCCGUGAAGGAGCAAUUCCGCCGUUAGUCGCUUUGUCACAAUCCGGCACCAAUCGCGCCAAACAAAAGGCGGAGAAACUAAUAGAGCUUCUACGGCAACCAAGAUCCGGCAACUACGCUGCCACCACCUCAGAUGUGUCAGUCUAAUUUUUGUUCCGGCCACGUGGACGAUGCAACCCCCCCACACAACAAGACAUCUCAAAAUAUUAUAAAAAAAAAAAACCCAAAAAAAAAAAAAGAAGAGAUAAGUGGGGAGAGGUUUUCUUUGUAAAUAUAUAUUUGUGAACUUUUUCUACCUUUCUUUAAUGUUUGUUGUGAUAAAUUGAUCAGAGUUUUGAGAUUUUAUUUUCUUUUUUGGAAAAUUGAAAGAGACAUAUUUUUAAUAUUGUGUAAAUGAAAAAAAAAAAAAAAAAAAAA
Benincasa hispida (wax gourd) is the source of this 1554-nucleotide messenger RNA. RefSeq lists its product as uncharacterized. NCBI's taxonomy places the organism in Eukaryota, Viridiplantae, Streptophyta, Magnoliopsida, Cucurbitales, Cucurbitaceae. Gene Ontology annotation, molecular function: protein binding. The record is from RefSeq and is a predicted model, not a curated record.